CGAAUUUCGAGUUUAGGUUUAAUAGUGGGAACGAGUUAGUAUACGAAAUGUUUCAAAGUUAAGAAUAAAUAUAGUGCACUAUUUAACAAAUAAGUUAUAGAAAGACGACUUUUCGAAAUGAUGUAUUAUAGUUUUGAUUUCUAAAACUACAGGUUAGGAUUAUGUGCAAAUAAUGACAAAGAGAUGCUUACAGUAUCUUUUUGUAUGUAUGCUUCUGAUGUGCUUAUGGAAUAUAAAAAUAAACGAGAUUUCUGACCAAACACUAGAGGUUCAUAGGAUCAGAUCCAAUACAAAAGAAAAGUCCAGACGAGAGGAAGGUCAGAGUGGAUGGAAAUUCAAAACUUCAUUUCCUGUGGAUUUGGUUUAUACGUGGGUAAAUGGAUCAGAUCCAGCACAAAAGAAACGUCUAGCACGAUUCAGGAAAACCUACUUUCGGACUAACCUGCUAACAGCAACCAGAGCUAUAAACCUCAGUUUCAGCCGUUUUGCUGAUACUGGAGGAUUGCGCUACUCUCUAAGAUCCGUGGAGAAAUGUGCAAAUUGGUUACGUCACGUGUUUAUUGUAACGAAUGGUCAAGUACCAAAGUGGCUGAAUUUAAGGAACCCAAGAGUGACCGUAGUAAAUCAUAAGGAAAUAUUUGAUAAUCCCGACGAUCUCCCAACAUUUUCUUCACCUGCGAUAGAGCACAACAUUUACAAAAUCCGUGGACUCUCCGACAGGUUUAUUUAUAUGAAUGAUGACGUUUUCUUUGGACGGAAGGUUUCACUGGAAGACUUCUACACAAAGCAAAAAGGCACAAAGGUUUAUCUGGAAAAUCCUACAUCUACGCAAUGCAGCAGAAAGUGUAAAAUAGUGAUGAUUAAAAAUGACGUAUGCGAUGACGUAUGCAAUAACGAUCAUUGCGCGUGGGACGGAGGUGAUUGUGGUGGCUUUCCGGAACGACUGACACCAACGGAAAAAAAUACGGCUCAUUUAGAUUACCUCACUUCAAUUUUCUAUACAAAUGCAGUAUUCAACAGGGCGUUUGGACGACGGAAAAGAAGAUAUGGCGCCCAUGGUCCGCUGUUCAUUGAGAAAAAAGUCAACAGAGAUAUGGUUAAAAGGUUUCCAACAGAGGUUGCGGAAACAUGCAGACAUAAAAUGAGAAGUCCUUUGGAUUUACAAUUUGGAUUUUCAUAUUUACAUUUUCUCAUGGAGGGGAGCAACCAUUCCCGCAGAUUUGAUCCACGAAUCACGAGUUCAAGCGUUGCAUUUUUGGAGAUAACUUUAAACGAAACCAAAACACGCAAAUAUUUGAAUUUGCUACAGAAACUUAAAAGAAAAUUUAUUUGUAUAAAUGACGAUAUAGACUACUGUACAGAGAGCAGGCUUCAGCUGAGAAGAUUAUUGCUCUAUUGCAAGAAUUUUAUGAGUCAAUGUUUCCACACCCUUCAUCGUUCGAAAUAAACAACUGAACCGAGAGAGAGAGAGAUAGUUGAAUUUUCUACGCUUUGCCACAUACAAUGUUGUUGAAGUACAAAAGUAAAAUUUCACUUCCGUUGAUAUGGUCAACGCAUACGGCCACAUCACACGGCAAAAGUAAUACAAGCUUUUAGCUUACUCCUCAAUCCUAUCACAUUAAUAAAUGUUUGUAUGAUACAUAUUUGGAAAAUAAAUAUUGUUUAAACCAAAUGUAUGCCCUCAUGAAUUUCAGCCCUGGGUAAAUGUAUAUUGUCUGCAUAUAUUCCAGUUCAGAUAGUAGCUAGCUACAAAAACAGUCGAACUUGCACCAUUUAGAGUUGAAAAUAUUUCUUGUGUAAGGAAUGCCAUUUUGGGGUCACGUUUCUUCUUAAGACAUAGUCCUUGCUGAUACUAAUAUGUAAUUUUAGAUGUAUGUGCACUUGAUGGUUAACACAAAGUACAUUCACCAGGGUUGUGUUUUGGAAAUGUAUAUUUGUUGUUUUACCAGAGGAUGUUAUUAUUAUCGUCAGACAUCGAGAUGAAUCCUGGUCCAUCAGAAACGCAGCAAAUUUUAGACGCGAUAGCAGAUUCAAAUAAAAAUAUGAGUAAUCAAAUUGAACAAGUAAAGAGUGAAGUUAUGUCCCUCACGGGUCAA
This is a messenger RNA of Mercenaria mercenaria, 2096 nucleotides long. RefSeq names its product N-acetylglucosamine-1-phosphotransferase subunits alpha/beta-like. The coding region runs from base 173 to 1447 and encodes 424 amino acids. The transcript has 9 exons. Gene Ontology annotation, molecular function: transferase activity, transferring phosphorus-containing groups. Gene Ontology annotation, cellular component: Golgi apparatus. The record is from RefSeq and is a predicted model, not a curated record. NCBI's taxonomy places the organism in Eukaryota, Metazoa, Mollusca, Bivalvia, Venerida, Veneridae.